Suillus clintonianus is the source of this 735-nucleotide messenger RNA. RefSeq lists its product as uncharacterized. Bases 1 to 735 code for a protein of 244 amino acids. Lineage: Eukaryota; Fungi; Basidiomycota; Agaricomycetes; Boletales; Suillaceae. The record is from RefSeq and is a predicted model, not a curated record. The transcript has 7 exons.
AUGACGGACCCGUCAGAUGCAGCAAGAAUGCAACCAUUGAAUACACCUGAAUUCAUGAAGAAAAGACUGUCUUCCUUCUAUGGUCCAGUCCUAGGAUCCUUAGGACCUGGGAGGCAAACCAGAUUCAAGCCUCAAGGCAACCAUUCUGAUCAAUUCUCGAGAGCUAGAAUCUCAUUCCAUCAGGACAACGGGGUAGUCCUAGCUGCCUCAUUUCAGCCCUCUGGACAACCUCCGGAAGUGGAAGAGGCCCAGGGCCUCCAAGGGCCCUCAAGGGCCCCGUCCCUAUACUCAAGCCCACCGGGAGAGACGAGGUUUGCAUCCUUCAGUGAGCCGGUAGUAUGGGUUGUGGGGAAGCUUGGGAGAAAUAUCACAAAAGCCGUCCUGGUAGCAUUGUGGUGGCCUGUGGCGGCUUGGCGGGAGCACUAUAGUGGUAGCUCGCAGAUAAAGCGGCGCCGGCAAACACAAACGCUUACCCAUAGUUUGGUGAAAGCCCUCGCUCUCCACGGUCUUGGUGCUGACCCGGCCCCGAAUCGGGUGGAGGCAACUGUGACAGGGAGGUUCACAGAUUUUAUUCGGAGAAACCACGGCUUUAUGGUGUGGGGAAAUAGGGUUUGUCGGAGUCUCUGUGCCCACGUCAGAUAUACCAAUAUUAAUGCGCAAUAUGGUGAAGACAGUGGAGGUCAACGUUCUGACGCGGCUAUCCAGGAUGCGGAUAUUGCAAUGCUGGGCCAGUAA